This is a messenger RNA of Acromyrmex echinatior (Panamanian leafcutter ant), 1076 nucleotides long. RefSeq lists its product as uncharacterized. NCBI's taxonomy places the organism in Eukaryota, Metazoa, Arthropoda, Insecta, Hymenoptera, Formicidae. The record is from RefSeq and is a predicted model, not a curated record.
UUCGUGCGGCGUGGAAGCGUCGUCCCGUCUGGGCAGUGUUUAGAGGAUUGCACUGCCAUUUUCAAUUGCAUCAUUUAAUUUUAUUUAAUCCGCCCAAUUCAAAAUAGCCGAUGCAUUGCGGUGUCUUUUAUUAUUAACUCUGGUUAUAUCGAUUCCAGAGAAGGAAGCGUGGUCAUAACCUGACGAAGACGAAGAAGAAAAGAAAAUCAUUCGUGAGAUCGCUUGGCGGAUGCGUGUUUGUCUCCGAAAUUGGCGGGAACCGGGAGUCAUAUUGGAUUAAGAACAAAAAAAAGACCUUCGUGCUUAAAAAUUCUUUGUACCGUAACUGUUCUAGUGUAGUCUAUCAUAGAACGCAAGAUUUAUUGCAAAAUUGGUGAACGAUACAAGCGUGUGAAAUUUGUAAAAGAAAAUCAUUUAUCGGAUGCAGAAUGCUUACACCAAGCUUUGGCCAAAGCCUGUGCCUCGGACAACAUUCUCGACAAUACGAUGAGGGGAAAAGGAAUUAUACUGCAAAAAGCUAUUCCAGGAAAAAGUAGGCUUUAUGACAUUGAAGAAGAAGAUGAAAUUUCUACUGAAAAAUUUAGAAUCUGAACAUAUUAUGGAGAUGGAUAUCAACGACAUUCCUUUUAUUAUUCAGGAACAGACAGAUGCAACAAACAAUUUAGCAUUAGAUAAAACUGAUGUACAGGUUCUGUUUGAAUUCUGCAUUAAUAUAAAAAAAAGGAAGGAGGAAGGAGCUACAGAAACCUUCAUUGCAAAAAUAAAUAUUACGAUUGAAGUCCUAAUGCAGCAUUUUGGCAUUGAGCAGAAUGAAUUAGGCUAUGUCUUCUACACAAAAUUUAAUGACUGUAGAAGACGAUUCACCUCGACUAGUUUUGUUCACAAUGGAGGGAGGUAUUGCUAUAUUGUUGCAGAUGAGAUUAGAAUGAAAAUUUUUCAGCCAUCUGUUUGCAAAUCAGUAGCUUGUUUAUUGACUUCAUACUAUGUUUGAGAUAAAAAGUACUCCAAUGCAUACAAAAACACAAUGGAAUACAUUGAUCAUGAAAUGAUGGGAACAAUAAAGGAAAAUCCAGCUA